Molecule: messenger RNA, 819 nt
Organism: Acanthosepion pharaonis
Lineage: Eukaryota; Metazoa; Mollusca; Cephalopoda; Sepiida; Sepiidae
Source: the annotation of a GenBank genome assembly
AUGUUCGUUCGUUCUUUCUUUCUUUUUCUUUUUCUUCUUUUCUUUGUUUUUCUUUUCUUUUUCUUUGUUUUACUUUUCUUUUUUCUUUCUUUUUUCUUUCCUGUCAUUCUUUUUUCUUUUCUUUCUUUUUUCUUUUCUUUCAUUCUUUUUUCUUUCUUUUUUCUUUCCUUUCUUUCUUUUUUCUUUCCUUUCAUUCUUUUUCUUUUCUUUCUUUUUUCUUUCCUUUCAUUCUUUUUUCUUUUCUUUCUUUUUUCUUUCCUUUCAUUCUUCUUUCAUUCUUUUUUUCUUUUCUUUCUUUUUUCUUUCCUUUCAUUCUUUUUUCUUUUCUUUCAUUCUUUUUUCUUUCCUUUCAUUCUUUUUUUCUUUCUUUUUUCUUUUCUUUCAUUCUUUUUUCUUUCUUUUUUCUUUUCUUUCUUUUUUCUUUCCUUUCUUUUUCUUUUCUUUCAUUCUUUUUUCUUUCAUUCUUUUUUCUUUCUUUUUUCUUUUCUUUCAUUCUUUUUUCUUUCUUUUUUCUUUCCUUUCAUUUUUUCUUUUCUUUCUUUUUUCUUUCCUUUCAUUCUUCUUUCAUUUUUUUCUUUUCUUUCUUUUUCUUUUCUUUCAUUCUUUUUUCUUUUCUUUCUUUUUUCUUUCCUUUCAUUCUUUUUUCUUUUCUUUCUUUUUUCUUUCCUUUCAUUCUUUUUUCUUUUCUUUCUUUUUUCUUUCAUUCAUUUAAAACCCUCUUUCUUUCUUCCUUCUCAUUUCCUCUCCCCCUCAAGUUAUCUCACACCAACAUACUCUCUUGUUUGUUGCUCUUUCACUCUCCCUCUCUUUCGUUUUUAA